Dermacentor silvarum is the source of this 2354-nucleotide messenger RNA. RefSeq names its product gremlin-2. Gene Ontology annotation, molecular function: BMP binding; receptor ligand activity. NCBI's taxonomy places the organism in Eukaryota, Metazoa, Arthropoda, Arachnida, Ixodida, Ixodidae. Gene Ontology annotation, biological process: animal organ morphogenesis. The record is from RefSeq and is a predicted model, not a curated record. Bases 88 to 744 code for a protein of 218 amino acids. The transcript has a single exon.
AUAACGUGAUUGUCCGACUGAUUGUCCUAUUGUGUCACUCCGCAGGUAUACCAGACUGUCUGGGAACACUGCGCUCUCGCCGAAAACAUGCGGAUUCCGGAAGGGCUGUUGCUCGUGCUCGCCAGCCUGCCGCUUAUGACGUCAUCGCCUGCCACGCGUCAAUCAGCGGCGUCUCCGUCGGCGACGCACCACCCUCGGCGGACGCGGUUGCAGCAUCCGUUCGGCAACGGAUCCCCCGUCGAACGUGUGCUUCGCUCGGACGGCGGUCCAGGACUAGUACUGGGUCGUGCCAUCGUGGUCCGGGACUUUCGCAAGAACCACCACCACCGUCGGCAGCACAACAAGCAAGACGACGACGCCGAAGACCAGGACCAGCGGCCUCGACGCGACUGGUGCCGCACAGCCCCGCUAGUGCAGCGCGUCUGGGAGCGAGGCUGUCAUUCGGCGUUGCUACGUAACCGCUACUGUUACGGACAGUGCAAGUCCUUCUACGUUCCGCACGGCUACAACGUCGCGGUCGCCGGCGCCUCGGACAGGAACAACGGCACGGCGACGUCGCUGAAUGCGGUCGGGAUAGGACGCGGAGGCGCGGCGGCGUUCGUGUCAUGCGCCGCCUGCAAGCCGGUCAAGUUUCGGCCGGUCCGCGUCACAUUCGUGUGUCCCGGCCAGAAACCGCCGCUCCGCAAGAGGACGCUGCGGCGGGUGCAUCGGUGUCGCUGCCUGGCGGCCGACUCGCCUUCGUGACGUCACUUCCGGCAGGAGUGAGGAACAUUAGCCGACGCGUGCGACUGCAAUGUCACUUUUGUCUGGAGUCAGAAGGCAUAUAUGCGUUGGCUGCGGCGAUGGUGUUUCUUUGGGUACCUUGCUAACCUCGCUGUAAGUAUAGUGGUCGUGUCUACUGUUCUUACAGUACCGUUCGCAGGACUUGCAGCACGAGGUUGAACAUGGACAUCAUCGUGACGUCACUUCCGCCCGAAAUGAGUACGAUAAUCGCCCGUGCGACUGUGUGAACAAUGGUAGCGAGAUUCAAUGUGUUGCGCUCAUGGCUUGAGCCGUGGCAAUAUUGUCAUUGCGGCGAUCACAGAUCACAGCCCGAAGGCUCCACUGCGGACAUGAUCGUGGGACGGGGCUCCGCAUCGACGCGUCCCCGAUGUAUCCUGUUCCGUCUGCAACUUGUUUUUCGCUCGGACGAAAACAACGUGCAAUCACUACCCUCAACGCUUAUACAUUCCAAAAGUGUAUCAGUGCCAAAUAAGCCUUAUGACUAUACAGUAUGUAUAUUGUGGAUGCCGAUAUUCGCGUGUGCCUGCUUGAAUUGGUGGUGCGCGGUGCGUGCUGCUGCAGCCUUCAAAGUGUCUUCACAUCUACAAACAUAUAUUUCUUUUUUGUUUGUACGUUAUAGUUCCAUGGAAAUAUAGUAUGUGUGUCUGCCCUCUUAAGUACACACAAGGACCAUGACGUGAAAUUAGCUGGAACACUAGUACAGACCUCAUGUUCUUGUCACGUCUUCAACAUGGUAGUGUUGACUACACCAUCCGUGAACCGUAUGUUGUACAUGUCUCUGGUACAUUCUGUCAUGCUUCAAUGGCUGGUACGAGUAUUUAUGGGUUACAUAUUUCUACAUCUACAUGUGUUAUAGGGACUUAUAUGCGCACUGUAUAAUAUGGUUAAAAAAGAUCUGUAUGCUUCAUAUACCCUGUACCAUACCCCUAUAUGAUCAUAUGGUAUACUGUAUGGAACCCCCUUCCCCCAUUAUAGUCCCCAUAAACCAAUAUGACCAUAUAGGAUUAUGGUGCGGAGCAUACGGGUCUUCUUCAAUAGGAUGUCCAGAGUCGUGAACCUAUGUACGUUAAUUGUGCUAUAUUGUGUGUUUUACUUCAUUUUAAAAUUCGGGUUCCAUCAAAAGCUAGCAAGAUAUGCUUCACCAGUUAUUGUUUUCGUAGCCGUGAAGGCACUGCUUUGUCGACUUUCAUUUUCCGGUCUGUGGUUCGUGGUCACGAUCAGAAAAAUCUCUUCAAUCUUAUCGAACUGGGUAGUUUUUAUUCUGGAUUAGACAACACGGCCGCCAAAAUUCAGCUGAGCACCCAGAUGGAGUGUGUGUCUGGACAUCGCUAGGGAGCACUGGUUCACUAGUUGAUACGUCACUGGUUGGGCAUAUUCGAAUAUACCGCAGCGGGGGCUCAGUGGCUUUCACGUUCUGCUGCUGAGCCCGAGGUGGCAGGUUCGAUUCCCGUCGCAUCUGGUUACAUUUAAGUGCACUUUGAAGACACCCGUGUAGUCAAAUUUAAUCCUGAGCUCCUCGCUAAGAUGUCUCUCAGAACCAUAUUGUUGCUUUGGGACUUUAUCUAUCUAUC